Molecule: messenger RNA, 730 nt
Organism: Myzus persicae (green peach aphid)
Lineage: Eukaryota; Metazoa; Arthropoda; Insecta; Hemiptera; Aphididae
Exons: 2
Source: RefSeq, a predicted model, not a curated record
AUGGAAAAAUUUGAUGGUACAACUUUGGAAAUAUUCCAAAACAUUGUUAAAAAUAAAGGUAUAAAAUCUACAGGACGUAGAUUUAGUAAGACAAUUAAAGAAUUUUCUUUGACUCUGCACUAUUACUCGCCUAAAGCUUAUGAGUAUGCAAGAUCAGUCCUAAUAUUACCAAGUAGUAAGUCUAUAAUGAACUGGACUUCAUUAAUCAAUGCAGAACCAGGCAUAUUUAGUGAAGUUAUGGAAUGUCUGAAAACUUUAAGUCCAGAAGACAAACACUGCAAUUUAUGUUUGGAUGCAAUGUCCUUAAGAAAACAAAUUUUAUGGAGUGAUAAAUUUAAUAAAUUUAUUGGGUAUUGUGAUUUUGGUGGUCAAUUACAACUUGAGGGGACAGAUACUCCAGCGACAGAGGCUCUAUUUUUUAUGCUUGUUAGUCUUAAUGGUAAGUGGAAAUUAUCUAUAGCAUAUGUUCUUCAGAAUAAAACCACAGCAGUUGCUCAAGCAGAAUUAGUCAAAUCAAUCCUUCAUCAUACACAUAAUGUCGGUUUAACGGUUUGGGGUAUUACAUGCGAUGGUGCUUACACAAAUAUAGCUAUGAUGAAAAUAUUAGGUUGCGUCAUUGGAAAUAGUUAUAAUGAAAUAAAAAGUUGGUUUUUACAUCCUAUUAGUAAUGAUAAAGUUUAUUUUAUACCAGAUGCUUGUCAUAACCUAAAAUUGGCCAGAAACACACUUG